This is a messenger RNA of Myotis daubentonii (Daubenton's bat), 1470 nucleotides long. It is a transcript of the gene C1QTNF9, whose product is annotated as C1q and TNF related 9. Gene Ontology annotation, molecular function: protein binding. The record is from RefSeq and is a predicted model, not a curated record. Lineage: Eukaryota; Metazoa; Chordata; Mammalia; Chiroptera; Vespertilionidae.
UCUGUCAUCUGGACCAUGAGGAUCUGGUGGCUCCUGCUUGCCACUGGAGUCUGCACAGGGAACGUGAACUCACAGGACACGUGCAGGCAAGGGCACCCUGGUGUCCCUGGGAAUCCCGGUCACAACGGUUUGCCUGGAAGAGAUGGACGAGAUGGAGCAAAGGGUGACAAAGGGGAUACAGGAGAACCAGGACGUCCUGGUGGUCCAGGGAAGGAUGGCAUGCACGGCCAGAAAGGAGAACAAGGAGCAGAUGGAAGAGUUGAAGCAAAAGGCAUCAAAGGAGAUCCCGGCUCCAGAGGACCCCCAGGGAAACAUGGGCCAAAGGGAUUUGUUGGCCCCAUGGGGGAGAAAGGCCUCAGAGGAGAGACUGGUCCUCAAGGGCAAAAGGGGGAGAAAGGUGAUGUGGGUCCCAUUGGCCCAGCAGGGCUAAAGGGCAGCAGUGGACCUGUGGGCCCAACCGGUUUGCAGGGCCCCAUAGGCCCCCUUGGAAAGCCUGGUCCCAAGGGAGAUGCUGGGCCCUUGGGACCUCAAGGUGAGCCAGGAGCCCGGGGAAUGAGAGGCUGGAAAGGGGAUCGAGGGGAAAAAGGGAAAAUUGGUGAGACUCCAGUCUUGCCCAAAAGUGCUUUCACUGUGGGGCUCACUGUGCUGAGCAAGUUUCCUUCCUCAGACGUACCCAUUAAAUUUGACAGGAUCUUGUAUAAUGAAUUCAACCAUUAUGAUAUAGCUACGGGAAAAUUUACUUGCCACAUUGCCGGCGUCUAUUACUUCACCUACCACAUCACUGUGUUCUCCAGGAAUGUGCAGGUAUCUUUGGUCAAAAAUGGGGUAAAAAUACUGCACACGAAGGACAGUUACAUGAGCUCUGAGGACCAGGCCUCUGGCGGCAUUGUGCUGCCGCUGAAGCUGGGGGACGAGGUGUGGCUGCAGGUGUCCGGAGGGGAGAGGUUUAACGGCCUGUUUGCGGAUGAGGAUGAUGACACAACUUUCACAGGCUUCCUUCUGUUCAGCAGCUAAUGAUGGGGAGUGUUUAUGAAUCCGCCUUGCCACCCGUCAGAGUUAGCUCCGUGAAGAUACAAUAGAUGAUUUUUCUAUGUUAAUUACUCUUAGUAUUGUAAUUAUCAUAAAAAGGUAAAAAUAGAAAUGUCAUUCUUAAAACCAAUUCUAUGUAAUUUGCUAUCUUCCUUAGAGUAAAAUUUUAAGUACCUGCAUUUUUUAUUGUAAUUUUGAUAUUUUUCAUUAUUUUCAUUAUCUGAAGAAUGCUUUGCAUGUGCAUUUCUUGUGGAAUGUUUUGAUAUCAUUUUAGGGCUCAAAGGAGCCAUUUUAUGAUUGAUCUCUCAUCUGUGUUUCUGAGGACAACAGGGAGAAAGGAAAAUGUUUUCUCCACUUAGUGACUAGUAAGAGUGUUAAGCUGGUGACAAUGAGGGAUCCCAGAAACGGGCACAACACUUUAUGGGGCACGGCUACAGUGUU